Messenger RNA from Electrophorus electricus (electric eel), 2783 nucleotides. RefSeq names its product diacylglycerol kinase, epsilon (gene dgke). Gene Ontology annotation, cellular component: membrane. Gene Ontology annotation, biological process: phospholipase C-activating G protein-coupled receptor signaling pathway. NCBI's taxonomy places the organism in Eukaryota, Metazoa, Chordata, Actinopteri, Gymnotiformes, Gymnotidae. The record is from RefSeq and is a predicted model, not a curated record. Gene Ontology annotation, molecular function: ATP-dependent diacylglycerol kinase activity.
UGAUGGAGAAGAAAGCAGGCGUUCUCGCGGACAUUACCUAGCUAGCUACUGCUCCUCGGAUUAGUGAACAAUGCUUUUCCCACUGAACGUGGCGAAUUUGUGAAAUUAGAGGAGAGACGAGAAAAGCCGCCACUUUGAUUUUACCCGAUUAGAUAAAUAGACGUUGCCUCACAAUUCAAAGAUUUAAGUUCAGACAGCUAGGUUAGCUUUUCAUAUAUCGGGGGUUAUAAGCUUUACAGGAUGUAUUUGCUUAGACGAGGGUUGGCUGGUUAGUUGGCUACCUAACUAAAUAGCAUGCAUUUUACUUUGCACAGAUGAUCUUAUCAGGACAGUUCUAAAUUUUUAUCUGCACAUGUAACCGCAUCUGAUGCACUGAUCUGCAUAUUACCGGGAUGGUUAAUAUACAGAUGUGAGGCUCAUUUGUUUCUUCGGACCGUCAACAUUUUGAUUGAUUACUGGGAUGCAGUAAUCUGUUAUUUGUAUAGAAUAGGGGAUUGGGUGCGCACUGCUCGCUGGACAUGGAUGGUGCGGUGGAAUCGCGCGAAGAGUGGACCUUGCUUCUUUGGACCGGUUUUGCGGUCCUGGUCCCGGUCUUAAUCACACUGUGGUGCAGUUUCCAGCGCCCCAAACGCAAGGUACAACUGAAAGAUCUGUUCCGCAAGAGCAAGCACGGAUGGCACUACACCGACCUCUUCAACAAGCCCACCUACUGCUGCGUGUGCGCGCAGCCAAUCCUGCAGGGCGCCUUCUGCGACUGCUGCGGAGUCUGCGCGGACGAGCAAUGCAUACCGCGAGCGGACAUCACUCUGGCAUGCAAGGAAAUCAUGGCCCCACUCCGAGCAGAUGGUAGUUUUAACCACCACUGGGUGCGGGGUAAUGUCCCCCUCGCCAGUUAUUGCUCCGUCUGCAAGCAGCAGUGUGGGACCCAACCCAAGCUCUGUGACUACAGGUGUGUGUGGUGUCAGGCCACGGUCCAUGACGACUGUAAGAUGGCUCUGAGCAGUGAGGGACAGUGUGAUAUGGGCGAGUUCCAUUCUGUCAUCAUCCCACCCCAGUACCUGCACCAAGUAAACAACCUGAGACGCAGACACCCGGACGAAUACUGCAAGCUUGCAGUAGCAUGUGGGAGUGUCUGGAGCCCCCUGCUGGUCUUGGCCAACACACGCAGUGGAAACAACAUGGGGGAAGUGCUGCUGGGAGAAUUCCGCACCCGUCUCAACCCGGUGCAGGUGUUUGACCUGUCUGACAUCACGCCAGCCAAAGCCCUGCAGCUGUGCACUCUGCUGCCCCCUGGUGGCGCGUGUGUAUUGGUGUGUGGAGGAGAUGGCACGGUCGGCUGGGUACUGGACGCCAUUGAUGCCAUGAAGCUGAAGGGUCAAGAUCAGUUUAUCCCACGUGUCACCAUCCUGCCACUGGGUACGGGAAACGACCUGUCUAACUCUCUGGGCUGGGGCUCGGGUUACGCCGGUGAGAUACCUGUUGAGCAGUUGAUCAGGAACAUCAUGGAGGCAGAGCUGGUAAAGAUGGACAGGUGGAAAGUUCAAGUUGUCUCCAAAGGAAACUACUUCCGUAAACCAAAGGUUUUGUCCAUGAAUAAUUAUUUCUCCGUGGGUCCUGAUGCACUGAUGGCACUCAACUUCCAUGCGCACCGGGAAAAAACACCAUCUUUCUUCUCUAGCCGCAUCAUCAAUAAGGCGGUGUACUUCUUGUAUGGGACCAAAGACUGCCUCGUGCAGGAAUGCAAGGACCUGGACAAACGGGUUGAGCUCGAGCUGGAUGGAGAGCAGGUGGCAUUGCCCAGUCUGGAGGGAAUCAUCGUCUGUAACGUUGGCUACUGGGGUGGAGGCUGCAGACUGUGGGAGGGGAUGGGGGACGAGCCGUACCCUCCGACACGGCUGGAUGAUGGUCUACUGGAGGUGGUCGGUGUGUUUGGCUCUUUUCACUGUGCUCAGAUUCAGGUCAAGCUCGCCAACCCUGUCAGACUUGGCCAGGCACACACUGUCAGACUGGUCCUGAAGAGCUCCCGCAUGCCAAUGCAGGUUGAUGGGGAACCCUGGGCCCAAGGCCCCUGCACCAUCACCAUUACCCACAAAACACAGGCUCUCAUGCUGUACCACAGCGCCGAGCAGACCGACGACGAAGAAUCCAGUGCCUCGGAGGCUGAGGAGCCCUCGGGUAACCGCGGCAACCAUGCCAGCUGUGCCCCCGGCACACUGGCAAAGAGCUCACUGCCUCAGUAAGGCCACUGGGCCACCUGUAACUUCUCUUGCAUCCAACCCAGACAACAGAAUUCUAGCAAGAGCGAAAUGAGCUGCUUCACUGGAUGCAGCUGUUGUCUUUACCAUUAAAAAUGGAAUUCUAGAAUGCCUUCCCACCUAAUCUGUGUUCUGCCUGCAUUUCCUCAGCCAGCCGCAAGGGGUCACCUGUGGCGUCAAAAGCUCAAAAUCCAGUCCUGGAGAGCCACAUAAUGGUGGUCCCAGGCCUUGAUGCAAACUACAAUAUCCACUUCGCCCUGGGUUUCUUUCUCUUCUGUAGCCUAAUGGUAUAUAAGGUGUUCUGUGUAAAGUAGGAAGAGUAGAUCACAGAGUGUACCUUCAACUGUAGCUUUAACUGUAACUUUAACUGUAAUCCUGAAGGUAAAGACCAUGCAGUGUGAAUGAUUAUAUGCACUGAUUCUGCGUGCCAAUACUUCACUAGCUCCCAACAAACCUCCCAGCGAGAGUAUGUUGAGUUCUGCAGUGAAAUAAUUGUAACUGUAAUUUUGUGAUGCCAUAGUAUCUCUC